AUGGCAAUUUCUCGCAGAUCUCCACAAAUUUUAUCUACCGAGUCUGACUGGUCAAGCCCAAUAAUUUCUCCAGAGUCAAACAAUGACCCCGCCGACAACCAGAAAUGUUCGUAUGCGGACCAAGUACCAAAUCGCGGUCGCAUAUUGGAAAACGCUGUCUUCCGGUACUCACAUCAAGGAACCUACCAAAUAUGUGGGUUCUUCUCAUUUGGGCCAAUUCUAAGCAUGGAGAUGGCCAGGACGAUUCGAGCCCGUCUUGAAGAAGCGCCAACUCUUCUAUUACAUCCAUAUGCUGCUGUUAGACGAACUUUCCUACGCUGCACAGCCAACCAAACACCGUGCAACAGCACUGAUUGGUCAAAUUGUGCCUCUGCAUUGGAGACAUUAAGGAAUGCCGUAAUCACAAGAAAGGACCAUGUUGGAGGUUUUCUAUCGCUGGGAUUGAGUCUUGUGACAUUUCACCGGCUGAUCUCAGGAGCAUCGGCUAGCACUAUUUGCCGAUAUACGCUGUCUCUCAUCCGACCAUUUUACUACUCCGGGCAACUCAACCAAUCGGACACGAGAGAAAUCUUGUGUCUUAUAUUCCUGGACACAACGCAGUCACUAUUCCGAGCACAAAUGCCUGUCAUUCAAUAUCAAGUGGAAGACCCUUAUCUGGUUGAUCAGCACGCUGGUCUAUGCAGCACUCUUCUUCCAUUACUUUAUCGAGUCUGUAUUCUGGCCACUGCGAUCAGAACCAAGAAAAUCGAUGAUAUACCCGACUCUAGUUCCUUCGACCGUCUUGUAACAGAGCUGAAAGAAUGGGCUCCGCAAAUUUCCCAAGCUGCCCUAGAUCGAUUUUCAGACAACGAGAUGAUGUUACUAUUAGCCCAAGCAAAUAUGCACCGCACAACUGCGCUUUUAAUUUUACAUCGGUUGAAGUUUCCUUUCGGGGAACACGAUUCUCAAGCAAAAGAGCUUUCUCAAUCUCUUGUCUGGAAUGUGAGUCAUUGUCUUGAUGUCGUGGGACACUAUCCUCCUAAUAUUACUUUGGUUUUGUUAGUCGCAGGGGCAGAGGCACAUGAUGUGGCUGAAAGGCACAGAAUACUUUUUUUAAUUGAGGGGAUUCGGGGUGCCGCCUUUUACCCCUUUGUGUCAAACCUGCGCAUGCUACUCCCUCGCGUGUGGGCUGAGCUGGAUCUGAAAUCUGUGCAGUAUCUUUUCUGCAUAUUUGAAAGAUACCCACAGCUUAGCAUCCCUCUUUAA
Penicillium waksmanii is the source of this 1245-nucleotide messenger RNA. RefSeq lists its product as uncharacterized. The coding region runs from base 1 to 1245 and encodes 414 amino acids. The transcript has a single exon. Lineage: Eukaryota; Fungi; Ascomycota; Eurotiomycetes; Eurotiales; Aspergillaceae. The record is from RefSeq and is a predicted model, not a curated record.